AUGGAGCAUACGGGUGAAACUAGAGCUACCUCGAGCCAGGCGCAUCUCGAGGACUACCAGAAGCGGAGCACCUCACUGCAGAACUUGGCCACCGAUCAACCGGACCACCAUCUCAGGAAAAGUAUGAUGUCAAUCCAGGAGGAGCUGGACCAUCUGGGACUGCGGAAGGAACAGCAAUCGGCGCCACCGUAUCCGCAGCUAAUCUACGGUGGCGACUACGGGCCCAACACGGACAGCAGUCCGGACAUGGUGGCCCACCAUCACGUGGCGAUGUGUGGCGGCAACGGGUGGCCCCAGAUACCGGUCGGCGCCGGCGAAGGGCCUGGUGUUGGCGUCGGAAUGGGCGUCGGGGUUGGCGUCGGCAUGCCCAACAAACCGGCCCCGAUGAGCGGCUGGAUGGACGGGCUGUUUGGUUGCAUGCGGCCCGUACUGUCGCUGAUCGGCAAGAGCCACAUCAUGGAGAUGAAGAACAAACAGACUGAGGACUGGGAGAUCCCGUACGAGACGAUCUCGGAUAUGGUUUGGCUGGGCAGUGGCGCUCAGGGUGCCGUUUUCUGUGGCAAGCUUCGCAACGAGCUGGUCGCCGUGAAGAAGGUGCGCGAGGCGAAGGAAACCGACAUCAAGCACCUGCGAAAGCUGGACCACGAGAACAUCGUCAAGUUCAAAGGGGUCUGCACUCAGGCGCCAGCGUUCUGCAUCAUCAUGGAGUUCUGUCCGCACGGGCCCCUCCACAAGAAGCUACAGGACCACGGCGGUAUCAUAUCGCCCCAGCAGCUCGUCUCCUGGUCACACCAGAUCGCCCUCGGUAUGCAGUAUCUGCACUCUCACAAGAUCAUCCAUCGUGACCUCAAAAGUCCCAACAUCCUGAUCGGCGACAAUGAUGUAAUCAAAAUCAGUGACUUUGGUACGUCGCGCGAGUGGAACGAGAUCAGCACCAAGAUGAGCUUUGCGGGGACCGUUGCCUGGAUGGCGCCGGAAGUGAUCCGUAACGAGCCGUGCAACGAGAAGGUGGACAUCUGGUCGUACGGCGUUGUACUGUGGGAGCUGCUGACCGGCGAGGUGCCGUACAAGAACGUUGACUCGUCGCAGAUCAUCUUCGGGGUGGGCAACAACUCGCUCUACCUGCUCAUACCGAGCUCCUGCCCGGAUGGGUUCAAGCUGCUCAUUAAACAGUGCUGGAGCGCGAAACCACGCAACCGGCCAUCGUUUAAAAUCAUUCUCCAGCAUCUGGACAUUGCGGGCCGCGAACUGCUGCAGGCCUGUGCCAAGGAGCAGCUCGCCGGGUAUUACGAGACGCAAAAGUCGUGGCGCGAAGAGAUUCGUAGCCACAUGACCAAGCUGACCAGCAAUGGGAUGAACAUCCAGAAGUACGAACAGGAUCUGAUACAGAAGCGCAAGGACGAGUGGAAGCACGCGCAGGACAUUCGCCUGAUGUACGAACGGCGGUUGGAGCGAACCAACACCCUGUACCUGCAGCUCAGCGCCUACUACCUUCAGCUAGAGCAGAAGGAGCGUGACAUUGCCGAACGUGAAAAGCACUUACCGUACAAAGCGCGCAAAUGUAACCUUCUUAAGCGUGGCUCGGACAAAGCCGGCCGCAAACGGACCCCGUUUAGCUUUCCUUCCAUGGCGGCUGCCCUGCCCCGUGGGUGCGGCGAGUCCACGACACCUAGCCCAACGGCUCCCACCGGCUACCCGGUGGUGGUCACGUCACGGGCCACCCUGUACGCUCAGCUGAAUCCUUCCGGCCCACAGGGUGCCAAGUCGGUGGUGGUGGCUCCACCGCCCCCCUACAGCACACUGGCCCCGCUAGCCACCAGCGCAACGGCCGUAACGAGCGGUGCAACGGCGGCAACAGUCUCACAGCCCCUCACCAACACCAGUUCCGGGGGUGGGCUUCCGGUAACACUGACUACGACGGCUUCGGGAAGGACAAAAAAGCUCCGAAACCACCGGAGGGUCGGUUCCGGGACGUUCAUCAACUCACCGAAAGCCAGCCCCAGCCGGGACCGGCGGGUACAGAGUGAACCGGAAACGCGCCACGUCAAGCUCGUCGACAUGGAAACGCAAACGGAUGCCAUGGACAUUAGCGAGACGGAUGCGAGUCCGAGCCCGGCCGUGGCGACGAAGCGCAUGUCGACGAGUUUACGUGAGGUAGAGGAGGAGGCGAGAAGCGAAGCGGCACCGCCGUCGUCGUGUCGGGAGGAUGGAUCGGCGGUGGACGAGCAGCUUAGCAGUGUUUACCGGUGCAGCAGUAAGCCACAGUCGGAGGACGACGGGGAAGUGCCUGAGGACGAGGAGAACGGCAACUCGAUCUCGAUAUCGACGAUGACGAACAGCCGCAGUAGCGACAUGAUGACGACCAGCGGUGGAACCAGCGAGCACCAUCGCUACGGACGGCGAUUGCAGCAACAGCAGCAGCAGCAGCAGCACGGCAAUCUGCAGGAAGAGGAAGCGGACGGUGACGUCGAGGAGUACGAGGACGACGGGGAGCGUGAGUGUUCCAGCCCGGAUCCGAUCAUGGACGCGAUGAACAGCAACGAGCGGCUCGAUCGUGCUUGCAGCGACGACGAUAAGAUCGAUACGCUCGAUCGGAAGGUGAACAUCAUGACGGAGCGGCUACAGAGCGCAGCGGCGGUGAUGGCAUACGGGAACCUGCUCAACGACAACAACGUGAUCGUGUACCGGUGCCAACAGCAGAGGCCCGUUGAAGGUUCCACAAUUCUCAUGAAACAUCCGGCUGCGGGAGGCAACUUGAAGGUGUCGGGAGGCGGAGGUGUCGGGGCGUACCUGUACAGUGGGCCACUGGCCACACCGGGUGGUGCUGCUAAAGGAAGCGACGAGACCGGCCGUGUCGAGCGGAGGCUUCAGACGGAGCAUCAGGACGAGCGGUGUACGGACAGUUGGACCGACGAGGAAGGCGAAGAGCCCGUCGAGGAGCUGUUCAACUAUGCGCUCCGUCGCAAAAGUUUGGGACGUCUUCCGAUCAAGCGGAGCCGCCGGUGCAAGCAUGCCAGCACGACAACGUGCGGGUCAGCUGUCAGCGUGAGUCAACCCAGCCAACCAGCAUCCGCUUCUAACGGCGAUCACCAUCACUCUCUACCGAUCGUGCACCGCAAGAUCCCGUCCAACGUGACGAUCUCCGACGAGGAAAACACCUCCGAAUAUAGUCGCGCACCGUCAAGUCAACGGUCGACGCUGGAAUCGAACCCGGAACUGGCGUCCGCCGUGGUAAUGAAGGGUCGACGGAGCGAUCGGAAUGCGCUGAAGCAACAGAAGCCCAUGCAGAAGAGUACCACAUCGGCAAAGGAUACGGAUGACGACAACGGGGCGAGUGAGAGUGAGAGUAGUUCCGACGAAGAAGGAGCUCGAAGGAGCAUUGCUCCAGUGGCCGACGUCGUCAAUGGUAAUCGAGCGUAGAGGAAACCGAACCCAAGAUGAUGCCAUUUUGUUAGGCGUUUGAUGCUCUAGAUGUUAGACUCUAAUCGCCUACCUAAUUCUCCACCGUCGCGGGCCGUCUUUUUAUUGUUGUACGUGUGUUUUUUUGGGGGUUAAAAGAUUCUGUUUAUCUAUUGUGUGUUCUGUUACAUUUCGAAAAAUUAGUUCAAGUUGCCUUCACCGGUGCCUUUUGCGUUUUCCCUGUUUUUGUCCUGUUAUUUGCUUGUUCUUUGUUUCAUCUCAUUUGCCUCUGUUUGCAAUGUAAUUGUCCAUUUCUGUAGUUCCGUCCCUCUUCUGGCACAGAGCAGAGCCUCCCUUUUGCGGGUACAUGCGCCGACUGGAAGUGUGAAGCUGCCAAGCUGCUUCACCUUCGCCGGUUGGUCACUUUAGUAUUAAGGAAUCAAUGCAUCGAUCUGCUGUAUGAUGUGGAAACGGAAGGAAGUGCGAGGUAUUACGAGACAUUCCUUGUCCGUGUCGUUGUCGUCGCCGAGAGGAUAUUAUAGACUUUACGGGGGCGAGUGAUUGGGUGUGUGCGAACGAGACGUGUGUGUUGUGUGUCGGCAUGCGCGACUGUAUUGUGAAUGAGAGACUGAUUCAAUCGAGAUAACUAUUAAUCGGGCGGCUUUAUCCUGUUUGAUUGUACCACACUCUAACGGGACGCUUAAACCCCAUUAGUCCCAGCGGUGGAGUCAUUCCAAUACGUAGUUCAUAAGCGGUAUUCUAUAGAGCAUAUAUAUACCUAUUAUCGACACAGUAAUCGAACACGGUGCAACAAUCGGACAGAGCGCGUACGAAAAGCUUGCGCGAGAGCGUACCUACAAAUCAUGGUGGCCUAUUUUACAGACGAUACUACUGUCGCACUUAGUUGUUAACGUAGGCUUAAUUAUUUUGCAAGUAAGUUCGGUCCCCACAGACCCCGAAAGAUUGUGGAUAAUCGGUGCCCCAUUGCGCAAAGGUUGGGCGGUUGGGUAGCAGCAAUGUAAAUGCAUGAAAUACCUCUAAAGAACACGCAAAACUUGGGUAAAUGUUGUGCAUUCUUGUGUACAUAAUGUUCUACAAUAAUUACUUUUGCAGUCUGAGUUUAUCAGUUCCUAUUGUGCAUUGAUGUCCUAUUCAUUUUUCAACCCACUUACCUUAAAUUCGGGAUAAACAUUACGCUAGAAUGUGUUAAGAUAACGUUUCUAAUUCCAUUUCAAACAUUACGCGAGUCCUCGAAUGCUACCAAUUGCCUUACUGCGGGAGCAGUGCGUGAGAAGCGCGUGUACUGGACCCACGGAUGUCGCUGAUAGCGUUUGAGCGUCUACUCUCCACAGCAAACUCUUUGGUACCUGGUCCUUGAGCGCUUGGUCGCUUCCAUUGGAUAAACGCAAGUCAAAUUUCAAAAAAAUGCGGUCCGCAAAACAAAUGGAUUAUAUUUUGAAAAAUACGGAGCUGUUACUGAAUUGCAAUCGAUGAACCGGGCGUUUUGCCUAGCAGAAAUGGUGCAUACCCUGAGAGAUAUUAUUUUUCGGAAGGUUUUCUAGUGUAAAUUGCAUCCCAACGAAGCGGAAAGGGGCCACCCAACCAGGGCUGAAUAUGGCGCAACAAACGGCAAGAUACGAGAGAGGCAAAGUAGAAAGUUUUCAUAUGUAUGCGCCUGUCUGCACGUGGCUUGUAUGGCACUUUUUACGUAUUUUUUCUACUGUUGCGAACAAAAAACAGAAGCUAGUUUAUUUUUGCCCUAGCGAAGGGUGUAUAGUCUCUUUGAGCGAAAUAAAUUAUAACUCCAACUAUAUUGUACUGGAAAAAGUUAUCCGGGAAGCAUGAGAAAGAUAUAAUGGCACUAUAGUAAUCGUUGUUGACCUGGCAUUCUCUAAAUUACAAACAGAAUAGAUCCAAAUUCUUCUCUCUCUCCAACGCCACACUAUUAACGUCUGUGCAAAUGUGUACUCCAACGCGCAGUGAUUCAAUACAAAACCAGCAUAUAUGGGAAAAGGAAAACCACAGCAUAAAUCAGGAAGGACGUAGCAAAGCAAACGAAUGGUAGAGAGUUCAAUGGUACCGCCAGAUGAAAACCUCGUGUAAAUCCACUAUAGUCUUGUAAGGUAUAGUCAGCCCAACUGGCUAACGGAAAGAAGUAAGGGUCUAAGAAUGUGCAAACGAUGCAAGGCGAUGAUUGUCGAAGUAAUAAAAUGGAAA
Anopheles cruzii is the source of this 5616-nucleotide messenger RNA. RefSeq lists its product as uncharacterized. Gene Ontology annotation, biological process: protein phosphorylation. The transcript is spliced from 7 exons. Gene Ontology annotation, molecular function: JUN kinase kinase kinase activity; ATP binding. The coding region runs from base 1 to 3420 and encodes 1139 amino acids. The record is from RefSeq and is a predicted model, not a curated record. NCBI's taxonomy places the organism in Eukaryota, Metazoa, Arthropoda, Insecta, Diptera, Culicidae.